UCAGCAGGACGCAAGCUCUGUGUUGUUGAGCUGACUGUGGGAGAGGGCUGCGGGGUCUGUUGGGUUUGGAGCUGGUGGUCGUUGAACUUUCGCCCCAGUCCUUUAUUUUAGUUUUCAGUUCGUAUAAAGGAGCCCGUGUUCCGUUGUGAUGGGCGGCUACGGGGUGAUGGCGAAUGAAGAAUCCGUAGAUUAUUCCGUGCAUGAGGCGUGGAACGAAGCGACCAACGUGUAUCUCCUCGUUAUCUUGGUCAGUUUCGCGCUGCUGAUGUACGCUAGAAAGAAUAAGAGGAAGAUCAUGCGCAUCUUCACAAUGCCGCCCACGGUUGCAGCCACACCAGAGCCAAACUUCUACGACAGUUUGCAGAAAGUUCGGCUAAGGCAACAGCUGGAAAUGUAUUCUCUUGCGAGAAAGUUUGAUCAGCAACACCAACAGGCUCAGGCCCAGGAGAGCGUGCAGCUUUCGAUGGAGUGAGUGAGACCCCAGAUGUGAAAAAGCUACAUGCUUGAUAUUGUGUUAUUUCUGCCUCAAACACACUUCAGCUUGGAUCUGUAAGUUAGUUUAAGCUGCAACGCUCGUUUUUUUUUCUUCUACCUACACUGAAACCCAAGUACGGUAACAGCACAGUGAAGAGCAGCUACACUGUGGUAAAAUAACUGGGACAUAUUAAUGUUUUUCUUUUUACUUGAAGGACGUUUGUACCUCUUUAAUCAUUCCCACAUUUCCAAAAUUCCAGUCCAUUAUUGUACUUUCAGAUUGUGAAACUGAAUUAUGGUGUACUGCUGCCAUCUAGUGGUUGUUUUGGAUAGUGCUGGAACUGGUUAAUGGAAUGGAAAAUAUAUAUUUUUUCUCUUUCUAAUUGGUUAAAUGACACAAUUUAAUACGUCAAAUGAUUAUAAACACAGUCAACAAGUAUAUUUUAAAGAGAGAAGUUUCGCCUGCCUUUAAAAGUGCUAAAAAAAUACAUUUAUAUUAUUAUAUUGUAUUAUUACAGCACAAUAUAUACUUUUGGUAACAUAUCGCCCUCUGGUGGUGCUUUUGGUUUACUUCAUUGUAUGUAAUGCAAAUGGUCAGUUUUGUCAUUUGUAUCUCUGCUCAAUCUAAAUGGGCAUUUCAAAGCGUUUUUGUACUAGCAAAUCAAAUCAAGUCAUUUCUACUUCUAUUUUUCGCCAGGAUGAAGCAGAGCGUUCUGUAAACGUUUCCCCUCUGUGUUUUUAAGGAACCGCCUUUUGGGAGAGUGCGUGUUUGGGCUGCUUAAGUCCUGGUCGUUUUUAUGGUUCUGUUGCUUGUUGUAGCAGCUUUGAUUUAACUUGUAACAUCUCAAACCUUUGAUCACUUCUGUUUUCCAGUAAACACAAUCAGUUUACAUAGUUACACCCAGUAGAAUUGUGCAAAUCAUUGUCUUACACAUAAAUCUACAGAAAAGUACAAUGUAAAUCUAAAUGUAAAUAAAGUAAUGCAAAAUAAGAAAA
This is a messenger RNA of Pygocentrus nattereri (red-bellied piranha), 1470 nucleotides long. It is a transcript of the gene smim19, whose product is annotated as small integral membrane protein 19. The record is from RefSeq and is a predicted model, not a curated record. Lineage: Eukaryota; Metazoa; Chordata; Actinopteri; Characiformes; Serrasalmidae. The transcript has 3 exons. The coding region runs from base 149 to 472 and encodes 107 amino acids.